Eremothecium cymbalariae DBVPG#7215 is the source of this 1992-nucleotide messenger RNA. It is a transcript of the gene HCS1, whose product is annotated as ATP-dependent 5'-3' DNA helicase HCS1. Gene Ontology annotation, molecular function: ATP binding; DNA binding; RNA binding. NCBI's taxonomy places the organism in Eukaryota, Fungi, Ascomycota, Saccharomycetes, Saccharomycetales, Saccharomycetaceae. The coding region runs from base 1 to 1992 and encodes 663 amino acids. The record is from RefSeq and is a predicted model, not a curated record. The transcript has a single exon.
AUGAGCAAGGAGUUAGCUGAGAAGCUGCUGCAAUGCAUUGAUCACGAGCAGCAGCAGGAUGUUGAAAUCACCUCUCGUUUGUUGAAAGAGUUACCACUGUCGAAAUUAGUGUCUGCUGGGUUGGCCGUAAACCAUUUGCAGUUGGAAAAUGUCAGAACAGGUCUUGGGGGUAAAGUAUAUCUGGAUCUAACGCCUGAUCCUGCCAUUGACAAUGUAAUCUCAGUGGGAGAAACCAGUGUUGGUGAUAUAGUUAAGAUAUACUCGUCAAAAAGUGUUGGUAAGAAAGAUGAGGCAGCAGCUUUGGAAGGCGUAGUGUUCAAAUCCAACGACAAACAGAUUGUAGUUUCUGUCGAUGAAUCAAAGGAGAGCGAUGCUUUCAAGCUUUACGAGGCCAGUAAAUUGUAUUUGGUGAAAACAGCCAAUUCCAUCACUUAUAAGCGAAUGCAAUCUACCAUGCGUAAAUUGGCAGAGAUUGAGGGUACUCCGAAUAAUUCGAUUAUACAGUAUCUACUCUGCCAGAGACAAUUUGUAGAGCAGAAAGAUAGCAUUGAGAUAUCAUUCCAUAAUCAAAAUUUAAAUGAUUCCCAGAAGAAGGCUAUUAAAUUUGCACUUCAAAAUGAAAUCUCAAUUAUCCAUGGUCCACCAGGAACUGGGAAAACCUAUACCCUAGUGGAGUUGAUUAUGCAGUUGGUCAAGCAAGGACAACGUAUUUUAAUAUGUGGGCCAUCAAAUAUAUCAGUGGAUACUAUUUUAGAAAGACUCGCCAAAGUGAUUCCUGGAAAUUUGUUGUUACGGUUCGGCCAUCCUGCAAGAUUGUUACCGUCCACCUUGGCACAUUCCAUAGAUGUGAUUUCCAAGUCGGGGGAUGCAGGUUCUAUUAUACGCGAUAUAAACCAAGAAAUAAACAACCAUUUGUUGCAAAUCAAGAAAUUUAAGUCCUAUAGAGAUCGGAAGAAAGCUUGGCAGGAAAUAAAAGAUCUCAGGAAAGAAUUGAAACAGCGAGAGCGUCGAGUUAUCUCUGAGUUAAUAUUAGCAGCAAAAGUUGUUGUUUGUACAUUGCAUGGAUCUAGCUCAGGAAAUUUAUGUAGGGUUUAUGAUUUUGAACCCAAAUUGUUCAACACUUUGAUCAUUGAUGAAGUGUCUCAGAGUCUGGAACCACAAUGCUGGAUUCCACUAAUAUCCCAUUAUAAAUCGAACAUCUCAAAACUUGUAAUCGCUGGAGAUAAUAAGCAGCUGCCGCCCACGAUAAAAACAGAAGAUGAUGAGAAAGUGAAGAAGAUAUUGGGAACUACAAUAUUUGAUAAGCUUGAAAACCAUUAUGGGAAUGAUUUCAAGAAACUGUUAAAUGUUCAGUAUCGUAUGAAUGAACAAAUUAUGGAGUUUCCAUCCCACCAACUUUACAAAGAUGAGUUAAUUGCUGCUGAGGCCGUAGCAAAAAUAACGUUAGCCGAUCUUCCAGGUGUUGAAGUUGACGACAAUACUAGUGUUCCAUUGCUUUGGUUUGACACACAGGGAGAUGACUUUCUAGAAAAAUCGGAGGAAGUAAAUGGUGUUCUGGAUAUAGCAUCUUCAAAAUACAAUGAAAACGAAGCAUACCUUUUAAUUCAUUACGUAUCCCAGCUACUCAAUAGUAACGUUUCACAAGAGUCUAUUGGGAUCAUAUCACCGUAUAAUGCCCAAGUAUCAUUGCUAAGAAAACUGGUCCAUGAAAAGUAUUCAUUAAUUGAGAUUUCCUCAGUAGACGGAUUUCAAGGUAGGGAAAAGGACUGUAUUAUUCUUUCUUUAGUUAGAAGCAACGAUUUAUUUGAAGUCGGGUUUUUGAGAGAUGAGCGGCGGCUGAAUGUUGCCAUGACCAGAGCAAAGAGACAGUUAUGCGUGAUUGGAAAUAUGGAAACUUUAGAAAGAAGUCAGGUUCCCUUUCUAAAGGAAUGGGUUAGAUGGUCAGAGGAAAAUAGUGAGAUAAGAUACCCGGACCUAAGUGAUUUUCUAUAA